AUAAGGCCGUGGGCGGAUCUCAGGUCUAGGACCGGGUCAAGUUAAAUCCAAUCCAAUUCAUGGUUGUUGGGAUUGGGAAGAUGAAGCCCUCGUCGGAGGCAGAGGAAAGAGGUUUGAAAAGAUUGCUAGAAUGGGCGGCAGAGCAUGGGAUUGAGGUUUCAGAAUCGUGUUCUAGCCUGGGGCUGGGCCAUUCUAUGGGGGUCUCUUACUUCCCCGGCGCCGGAGGAAGAGGUGUGGCUGCUCUCCGUCCUAUCACCAAGGGAGAUUUGCUUCUUAAAUUCCCAAAAUCUGCCUUAAUCACCACUCACUCUCUUAUUUCCAGAUAUGAAACUUUGUCUCUUGCACUCAAACCCCAUCUUUCUCUCUCUCCUACCCAGAUAUUCACUGUUUGUUUGUUAUAUGAAAUCAAUAAAGGAAAGGCUUCACCAUGGCACCCUUACUUUCUGCACUUGCCUCGUAGUUAUUCCAUACUCGCCGCUUUCGGUGAACUUGAAACGCAAGCCUUGCAAGUGGAUUAUGCCAUCUGGGCUGCUCAGAAAGCUAUCUCAAAAGCUAAAUAUGAGUGGAAACAGGCUUCCAAUCUCAUGAAGGAACUUAAACUUCAGCCUCCACUUCUCACUUUCAGGGCUUGGAUUUGGGCUACUGGAACUAUCUCCUCUAGGACGUUACAUGUACCUUGGGAUGAAGCUGGCUGCUUAUGUCCUGUGGGAGACUUGUUUAAUUAUGCUGCACCAACUGAAGAAUCAGACAGCUUUGAAGAUGUAGAUAACUGGAAAAAUGAACAUGCAAAAGAUGAAUUAGAUAUGCAUUCGCAGAGAUUAACUGAUGGUGGAUACGAGGAAGAUGCAGCUGCAUAUUGCUUCUAUGCUAAAAAAAACUAUGAUGAAGGGGAGCAGGUUCUCUUGAGUUACGGAACAUACACAAAUUUGGAGCUUCUUGAACUGUAGAUGCUCGAUUUAUCCGGGCCUA
Molecule: messenger RNA, 969 nt
Organism: Hibiscus syriacus
Lineage: Eukaryota; Viridiplantae; Streptophyta; Magnoliopsida; Malvales; Malvaceae
Product: protein SET DOMAIN GROUP 40-like
Exons: 5
Coding region: 60-947 (295 amino acids)
Biological process (GO): peptidyl-lysine monomethylation
Molecular function (GO): protein-lysine N-methyltransferase activity; protein binding
Source: RefSeq, a predicted model, not a curated record